AUGCGCUUCUUCGCGGUGGUGCUGCUCGUCUUGGGCACGCUCGCCGCCCCCGCCACGGCAGAGGCAAGCCGAGGCCGUCCCUGGCUGUCCAACUGGCGCGGCUGGCCCCACAGGCGCGCGCUUCUGCAGGCGCCGCCCGUCCCGGCCGCCCCCAAGCGCGCUGGCGCCCGCCGGGCCGGUUUUGUGCCGCUAGCUGCCGGCGCAAACUUCACGGUCGCCGCAGCGCCCUCCGGCAUCGGGCCGCUCGCCAAUGGGACCAAGCCAAAGAGGACCCCUGUGGUGACCAGGAAGCUGUUUUUCACCCUCUUCCAGGGUGACAGGGACGCCUGCACUACGUGCCCUGACUACAAUAAGUUUCCAAAUGACAAGGCGACGCUGCAGCGCCAGUGGCGGCUGUUCACAACCGCCGAGAAGGAGCUCAAGUUCCACUUCAAGAACGCGUCGGAGGCGGCGGUGUUCUUCGGCAACAUGAAGGUGAUCUAUGGGGGCAGCCUCGACCGAAUCCUGGAGGCCUGCGCCCGCGCCGGCACGCCCCAAAAGUGCAGCGCGGGUCCCAAGUACUACGGCCGCGGCCCCGUCCUCAUCACGGGCGCGGACAACUACGCGGCCAUGGGGAAGUUUCUCGGUCUGGACUUGACCUCGAACCCCGACUUGCUGCUCGACACCAACUCCACUGCAGGCUGGAAGUCGGCGCUGGCUUUCUGGGCCCUGGCGCCCGAGUUCAGCUGUGUUGGCGCCUUCAUAAAGGGCCCCCCCUGCCCCCGCGCCGCCCGCAACGGCAACGUCGCCGCGGUCACGCGCCGCAUCGUGCCCAACGAGUGCGUCCCCCUGGCUGCCAGGACGACCCCGGCAUGGAAGAUGCAGUCCGACCGGAUCUCGGCAAUCAACUCGGUGCGGGCCGUGUUUGGGCUGCCGCCGCUCAACCCGAUGACGGCCUGGUGCGGCAAGAAGGGGGCGUGA
This is a messenger RNA of Monoraphidium neglectum, 960 nucleotides long. RefSeq lists its product as hypothetical. The record is from RefSeq and is a predicted model, not a curated record. Gene Ontology annotation, biological process: cell wall macromolecule catabolic process; chitin catabolic process; defense response to fungus. The transcript has 6 exons. Lineage: Eukaryota; Viridiplantae; Chlorophyta; Chlorophyceae; Sphaeropleales; Selenastraceae. Bases 1 to 960 code for a protein of 319 amino acids. Gene Ontology annotation, molecular function: chitinase activity.